AUGCCUGCAAUAACUCCUGAGUUACAACAGAAGGCAGCCUUUGGUCUGAGAUUUCCUUUGAAAAUUGUCAUCCGUGGGGACAGGAACACUGGGAAGACCACACUCUGGCACCGACUGCAGGGAAAGAAAUUUAUUGAGGAAUAUAUCCCAACUCAGGAGAUCCAAGUCACCAGCAUCCACUGGAAUUAUAAAACCACUGACGAUAUUGUUAAAGUUGAAGUCUGGGAUGUAGUUGACAAAGGAAAAUGCAAAAAACGAGGAGAUGGCUUGAAACUGGAAAAUGACCCUCAGGAGGCAGAGUCAGAAAUGGCUCUGGACGCGGAGUUCCUGGACGUCUACAAAAACUGCAACGGUGUCGUGAUGAUGUUUGACAUCACCAAGCAGUGGACAUUUAAUUACAUUCUGAGGGAGCUUCCUAAAGUGCCGACCCACGUUCCAGUGUGCGUGCUUGGGAAUUACCGAGACAUGGGGGAGCACCGGGUCAUCCUGCCCGGUGACGUGCGGGACCUCAUCGACAAUCUGAACAGGCCACCUGGCUCCUCGUACUUUCGCUACGCUGAGUCUUCCAUGAAGAACAGCUUUGGCCUCAAGUACCUGCACAAGUUCUUCAACAUCCCCUUCUUACAGCUGCAGAGGGAGACGUUGCUACGGCAGCUGGAGACGAAUCAGCUGGAUAUUGAUGCAACUUUGGAGGAGCUGUCAGUGCAGCAAGAGACAGAAGAUCAAAACUACGAACU
Apaloderma vittatum (bar-tailed trogon) is the source of this 737-nucleotide messenger RNA. Its product is annotated as rab-like protein 6. Gene Ontology annotation, molecular function: GTP binding. NCBI's taxonomy places the organism in Eukaryota, Metazoa, Chordata, Aves, Trogoniformes, Trogonidae. The record is from RefSeq and is a predicted model, not a curated record. The annotation marks the transcript as partial. The transcript is spliced from 8 exons. Gene Ontology annotation, cellular component: nucleus; cytosol.